Molecule: messenger RNA, 2195 nt
Organism: Mytilus californianus (California mussel)
Lineage: Eukaryota; Metazoa; Mollusca; Bivalvia; Mytilida; Mytilidae
Exons: 6
Coding region: 39-875 (278 amino acids)
Biological process (GO): regulation of DNA repair
Cellular component (GO): replication fork
Molecular function (GO): single-stranded DNA binding
Source: RefSeq, a predicted model, not a curated record
AGGAUGUUAUACCAGGCACAGUUUUAAUAUGUCGUCAUAUGAGAAUUGUCAGUAAUAUAAGCUAUAUACAUGCAUCUAAAGAUGACAGGAAUAUGUAUUUGACAUCUACUGGUUCCACUUAUAUUGAGAUUGUGACUGGUAAUUGUGUACUUUCACAUGUUAAUGAUGUUGUGACAUGGUCUCAGUCAUACAACGAGGAUUAUACCAUGGGUGGCUAUUAUUCAUAUCCUCCCAUACCCACUACAUUGGCUGAUAUGAAAAACUACUCUGAGGAUUUAAAGAUAACAACAAGUGAAGAAUUGAGGUUAGAAUUAGGUAAACUGAGUUACAGGGAACAUAAAAGAUUAUUUAUACAAGGUCAGAUGAUUGCUGUAAAAUAUCAGACUAAAAGUUUAUCCAGGACAAAAAAGAAGGAGGACAGCAGAAUGGAAGUUAUUGUGAAUGAGGAUCUAUAUCAUCACUUUAAACAAGAGAUAUCCUCUACAGUGAUAAUACCACCUUUCUCCUACAAGUUUGACAGAGAUUUAAUAAGCAGUCUGCUACAGUUCCCAUCUGUCUUUAACAGAGCAGUUGAUUCAUCAGAUUUAGAAGAAUCAGAUGAAAGUAAAGGAUGUUUUAUGAUUUAUUGGUCAGGAUUAAACAGUAAAAUCUUAAUACCAACCAUGUGGAUGUGUGGAACAGCAUCAACAGACUUAACAACAUUAUUACACUAUAGUAAUCAUACGUUUAAACAAACACGGAACAAUUAUGAAGUCAUGGAAAUAAUUCAGUCAGCAAAACAGUGUAGAGGACAAAAAUUUCUUCUUGUCAUCGAUGCUUAUAAACCAAACUGUAAUUCAACAGAAAUAGUCCUGAACACAGCAUACAAAUUAUGAUAUUUUGUAUGAACCAAACUGUUAUUCAACAGAAAUUAUUCUGAAUAUAACAUAUAAAUUGUGAAAUUCCACAUGAAUGGAACCAGUCGGUAGUAAAACCCUGGCAAAAGUGGGACAUCCCUUUUUCUAUGUGGGAUGUAAAAAUUCCCAGCUUUGUCUGGUCAAAAUGGGGAAGUUUAAUUUAAUGAAUCAUGUAUAGAGAGUGCCACACUGUCUAUCAUUAAAGAACACUUGUAACACCUCUCUGAGGGUCUGCUGGUGGCCUGUUGCAAGAGAAAAAUUGCUGUCCCUAUGUGACAUACCCUCAUGUUCCAGAGGCAGUCCGAAUUUUCCUGCCCUUCAUCUGGGUCAACCCCUACCUUACAGAACUCACAUAUUGUAUUAAUUGUGGUUCUCGUUCUGAACAUGCAUGACAUAUUUGCCACUGGACAUACAGCAAAUAGCAAUCAAUUCAUCAAUGAUUCAACAGAAAUGGUCCUGAGCACAGCAUAUGAAUUAUGUUAUUCCAUUGCAUGUUGAUAUUGAUAGUGAUUUGAUUGGUUGAGAUUAUCCCAUGUGAUAUUGAACAGAACUUCAUAUUCCCCUCUGAAUGUCGGGACUUCCUCCAUUUGAUUAUGUCGUGUUUAGUUAUAAAAACAAGUGGAUAAGAAAAAAAAUAUCACGGUAAUUAAAUAACUUAUGUUCAGGAUAUAAAAAAAAUAUAGGCUGUGGAAUAAAACAUUCAUUUUCCUUGGCUUAGGGAGAUAUGAAGAUUUGUUAACUCUUGAAAAGUCAUAUUUCCCUCGGGCACUGCCAUGUGAAAUAUAAAUUUUCUUGGGUGAACAAAUCUUCAUAUCGCCUUCUGGCACGGGAAAUAAAUGUUUAUUAUUACAUACCAACCAAACUGUUGUUCAACAGAAAAAUUCCUGAACACAUAUGAAUUAUGAUAUUCAGUACAAACCAUACUAUUUUUAACACAGCAUAUCAAUUAUGAUAUUCCAUAUGAACCAAACUAUCUCAUUGGCAAUCAUACCACAUCUCCUUAUUUUAUAUAAUACACAGAAAUGGUCCUGAACGGGGUAUUGUGAAACAAACUGUAAUACACACUUUAUAAAUGGUUUUGAAUACCGCAAACAAAUUUUUGAUAUUUGUAUGAACCAAACGGUUAUACAAUAGAAAAGGUCCUGAACAUAGUUUUGGAUUAUACUAUCUUACAUAUAUGUUAAUAUUGUCAUGUGUAAUAUUAAUGGGAAAGUGAAAACAAAUUUUUGAUCUUGAGAUAAGCAAUAUGUUAUCUAACAUACUAUUUGUUAGUUUUUAAUUACAACUCAUGAUUCUGUU